This is a messenger RNA of Neurospora tetraspora, 907 nucleotides long. RefSeq lists its product as uncharacterized. The record is from RefSeq and is a predicted model, not a curated record. The transcript is spliced from 2 exons. Lineage: Eukaryota; Fungi; Ascomycota; Sordariomycetes; Sordariales; Sordariaceae. Bases 373 to 753 code for a protein of 126 amino acids.
UUCCCUUGUAAUGGAUCUAAACAUCUGGACCCUGUCUGCAGGAACAGAAGACAUGUUGUUUUGAAAGCUCAGACGACCAAAGCAAAUGCGCACACUGUAUGUUCGUCGCACAAGGGCUUCGUGACGUCAUCUCCCGCGUGUGUACUUCAAGUUACACCUUCUGUUCUCAGUCUUCGGGCAGCUUGAUCUCUUGAUUGAAGAAGACAUCCUAUCGUCUGUUUGAAGAGUCUUUCGUGUGAUUAAAGCCUUCUAGACUGCUUCUUUUCCGUCUCUAGCUCUCAGGACCAGGUUCCGUUUCAUAUAAUCUCCCAAAGUUGAUACCACCCUACCUACCUUUCUCAUCACCAACAAACUAUCUUCACCAUCACCACCAUGUCAACCAACCCAAGCAACAUCAGCCAGCCCGGCGGCGCCGAGGGACAAGAUCCCUCAGACUACAAGCCCCAGCUUGACGAGAUUGCCGAGCAGAAGAGGAAAGGCCCCGAGGAGCAACAGCAACCCCAACAAAGCGGAGGAAGCGGGAUCGUCGACAAGAUAUCGGAAUACGUCCCAGCAUCACUUGGCGAAAAGAUUGGACUAGGAAAGAAGAAGCAGCAGCCAGAACAAGAGGUACCUGAGGAGAAGCCAAAGGAAGACCUCAGCGCUGUACCACCGCACCGUCCUCAUCACGAUGAACAGAUUCAGGAGUUCAUUAGGGAUCAGCAUCGGAGCAAGGAGAUUUUGGGGGAUGAUGAGGAUACAAAGGGGAUUUGAGGUGUUGUAGGUUUAGGGGCGGUACUUAGCAAGUGGGAUGCGGUUCAAAAGCUGUCGAGUUUUAUAAGUUCGAUAAAUGACUGUCACAUGUUUAAUCUAUAACCGCUCUUCAACUAUAAUCACCAUGGCAUCCUCUAUCUUGACAAGAGAUAAC